AUGCCAUCAGAUUGUUGCAUUCGAUUUUAUAAGACUCUUUGUGAACUGAAGAUUCGACAUAUUGUAAUAAGAAGACGUAUGAAAGAAGACGGUUCGCUGGAAUGGCGUGCGAUUGAAGAUGAGUGUUAUUCAUCAGUGCGAGAACUUAUCGAUAAUUAUAUGGCAUCAGGACGGCCACUUAAUCCUGAG
Molecule: messenger RNA, 189 nt
Organism: Anisakis simplex (herring worm)
Lineage: Eukaryota; Metazoa; Nematoda; Chromadorea; Rhabditida; Anisakidae
Source: the annotation of a GenBank genome assembly